Cyprinus carpio (common carp) is the source of this 3891-nucleotide messenger RNA. RefSeq names its product myc box-dependent-interacting protein 1-like. Lineage: Eukaryota; Metazoa; Chordata; Actinopteri; Cypriniformes; Cyprinidae. The record is from RefSeq and is a predicted model, not a curated record. Gene Ontology annotation, molecular function: tau protein binding; phospholipid binding. Gene Ontology annotation, cellular component: plasma membrane; cytoplasm; synaptic vesicle.
UUGUCAUUGGUGAACCUCCAGCUGUAUCGAGUGCGCUUGUGCAGGUUUAUUCUGUUCCAGGGGCGUGUUAUUACAAGGCCUAGAAUUUAAUGCACCUGCAUUGAGCGAAAUACUACUCUGGUGAAUAACAUAUUGUAACAAAUGCUCUUUUGACUCCUUAUUAGCAAAUAACACAAUCCAGAUAAAAAUGGCUGAGUUACCGAUGGGGAAAGGGGUCUCCGCGGGGAAAAUAGCAAGCAAUGUACAGAAAAAAAUUACCAGGGCUCAGGAAAAGGUUCUCCAAAAGCUUGGCAAGGCAGAUGAGACUAAAGAUCUGGCAUUUGAAGAGGGUGUGAUCAACUUCAACAAACAGCUGGUUGAGGGUACCAAACUGCAGAAAGACCUUCGGGCCUAUCUGGCUGCUGUGAAAGCCAUGCAUGAGUCUUCUAAACAUCUGUACGAGUGCCUGGACGACAUGUAUGAGUCUGACUGGUAUGGCAAAAAGGAUGUGGACUCACUCUUGGAGGAUUCAGACCUCCUUUGGACAGACUUCCAUCAGAAACUUGUGGAUCAUGCGCUUAUAUCCAUGGACACUUACCUGGGCCAGUUUCCUGACAUCAAAGCCCGUAUUGCGAAGCGUGACAGGAAGCUGGUGGACUAUGACAGCGCACGACACAACUAUGCCGCAGUGAACAAAGGCAAGAAAAAGGAGGGAAUCAAGAUCACCAAGCCAGCUUCCCUGCUGGAGAGGGCUGCCCCAGGCUGGGCACAGGGGAUCCUGUCUGCCCAUAACGUGGCUCAGACCAACCUCACCAGGAGUCAGGCAGAGGAAGAGCUGGAGAGGGCGCAGAAAGUGUUUGAGGAGAUUAAUAUAGAUUUGCAGGAGGAACUGCCAUCUCUGUGGAACAGUCGGGUUGGCUUUUAUGUGAAUACAUUCCAGAGUGUGGCUGGUCUGGAGGAGAAGUUUCACAGAGAAAUGGGAAAAAUUAAUCAGAAUCUGAAUGAUACGCUGGAGAAAUUAGAAAAUCAAGAUAUGUCCAGAAAAACAGGAAGCCAAGGGGUGAGGACAUCCACAGCCCAGAAGAGUGACAGAACACAAGAUGCCAAUCACACAUUGAGCCCAGGAGGACCGCCAGCCAUUCCCAAAUCUCCGUCCAAGCUAAAGCCUGUGGUUCCUCCACCUCCUAAAGUUACUCCAUCAAUGGAUAUGAAGCAGGAGAACAUUAUCAAUCUGUUUGGUGAGGCUGCCACUCCAAACAUCAGUGUCACUUCGCCAACACAGUAUGAUACUCCAGCCACUGCUAAUCUGCUGGAUAUGGAUCUGGACUCACUUCAGGCUGCCACCACACCAGCUGCGCAGACUUGGGAUUCAUGGGAGCAAUCACAGAAUGAAGCUGAGGUGCCUCAGACAUGGGACGAUGAUGAUACCCAGCCUGUGCACUCUGGCUGGGGCGAUGAUGGUACCCAGGCUACCUGGGAUGAUGAUGAUAGCCAACCUGUGCGUGCUCCGGCCGCAUACCCCGCCUGGGAUGAUGAUGGCUCUCAGCCUGUGCAGGGGAAUGUCAAUGAUUCUACCCAGCAGGCCCAGGGGUGUGACGAUGAUGGGGCUCAGGCCACAGAAAAGGCAGCUGUUACAGAAGAGGCGCUUGCUGAAACUGAACCUGCACAGGUGACCACUGAGAGCACAGAGAGUGUAGAGAUGCCAGAAUCCUUCCUGUUUAAAGUGAAAACAAUACACGACUACAAUGCCACUGACUCCGAUGAGUUGGAGUUGAAGGCUGGAGAUGUGGUGCUGGUAAUGAGCUAUGAAAACCCAGAAGAGCAGGAUGAAGGGUGGUUGAUGGGAGUCAGAGAGUCCGACUGGGUUCAGAAUAAAGAUCUUGGGAAAAAAGGGGUCUUUCCUGAAAACUUCACCCAGAGGAUGUGAGAGCCUGUGAUCCGCUUGAUCUGUUGUUAACCCUUCUAUAUAACUCCUUAUUGCUUCCCUUCAAAAUGCAGACAAGAAACAGUGUACUAGACCAACACAUGCACAGCCACAGGCAGUCUGCUGGUUAUGUUUGUGAAAGUUGUUGACAGGUUAGUAUUUGCAUUGUUUUGGGUGUCCUCACUGUGACUCAUAUUUGUCAUGGUGCAAGUAUAAGAAGAUUGCAUCAACCUUUGUCUAAAAAAAUGGUAUUCUGUUAACUAGAAACAUACCCAGAGUAAGUCCUUGCUGUAAAUGUUUUUAGACAAGCCACUCUGAACCCUGUCCCAUUUUGUGUGGAAAUGUUUUAAAGUCAUAUCCCAAAAGAGCUCACAAGUCUCUAUAGUCUAAUAGUGAGCUCUAUCAUGAGCUGUAUAGUUAUGUCACAGUCGGAAGCGAACAGUAUUUCUUUUUAAAAAGUGAAUAAUAUUCCUCUCAAUGCUGGAAUACACUUUAACAGCUGAGUGCUCCUUCAUGCAAAUGGAGUGUGACUGCUCAGAGUCAAACAUCUACCAGCACAAUAUCUGCAUGUUAAAUCAGGAACUAAAAAUAAAACAGACUAAAGGAGUAUUUUAUGCUUCUCAUUAACAAACAAAAAACAUAUGCACUCUUUCCAUAUGCAGUUAUUGUUGACACUAAUGAGGCUGACGUAUUUAACCCCAGACUCUUGCUCAGGUUAUAUUUAUAUGAACCUGAACCUGUCUUUUACCCUUACCUUUACACAGUAUUACUGUCCACCUAUUUCUUUCUUUCUUUCUUUCUUUCUUUCUUUUUUGAUGAAGCCAUUUCAGAUUUUAAUAUGUAAUUAAUAUUGUACUUCACUGUGCAAAUACUUGUCUCGGUCAUUUAGUAAAAUACAGAUUUAUUCAGUGAAGGAGAAUUUCUGUCCUUUUUAACAUGAAAUGCAAUAAUCUCUGCACAGAUUUUUAUUUCUUUAUGAACUGUAUUCCUAGACAUGUCGGAAAUAUUGGAUAUUGGCAUUUUGUGAUUUGAAAGUGGAUAUCAACGCUCACUUGUGUGAGUUUUAAUCCAGUGCAACAUUCAAAAGUGAAUCAGAAUAUGCAUAAUACGAAUUCAGUCCUCUGUAAUUAUAGUUUUAUUUUUAUAUAUUGUGAGACAAAUGAGAGUUAAAAUGAUUCUAUCUAUGUGCCAUGAACACUGGCUUUUAACUGGGGUCUUUCUCAGUUCUGUAUACUCUUGUCUUUUCAUGUUCGGAUCAAAACGUACCAUCAUAGCAACAAGAGCAGAGCAGGUUUAGUGAGGAUUAUGAGCUUUUAUAAGGACUGAACUCAAGCUGGUAUGGCAGAGAUAUUGAUUCUCCAGUCAUCUGUUGUGCUGAAUGAGAACUUGUUUGCUUUUUGUUUGGUUUGCUUGCUACCCCUGAUCUAGACGUGUCAUGUGAGCCAAGCUUGGAGGGAGUUCUUGCCACGCUUCACCAGUUUUGAAGCAAGUGUGUGUGUGUUUGCGUGCUUGGUUUUUGUAUCCUGUACUGAGAAACCAAUGUGAUCUGUAUAGAGACUGAUUACUGAGUUAUUUAAGCUGCCAAUGCAUCUUUAAUGACCUCUCGCGCAAGCUCUUAAUUAAAUCGAAAGUCCUCGUGGAUGGACAAACACUUCCUCUUCAUGUAUUUGAGCGCAGUUAUGAUAUUUGCUAGUGUUAUUGUGUUGUUGCAUUUGUAGCCUUGAUCAUUGUGUAGUUUUGUUGAGUUUUGUCACUGAAGAUACCAAUUAUCUGAGCAUAUCUAUAUCUGUUAUUAGUGUGAAUGUGAAAGGGGCAUGCUUAAAUCCAUGAGCAGUGUGUCUGUGUGUAGUGACUUGAUGUUUUCUUGCUGAGGUGACCUAGGAAACUAGAGCCACUUUACGCCUCUAAGCCAUGAGUUUUAGUCAUUCUACAGUCCUGUAUCCUGCUGACACACCAAUGCUAAUAAACAUGGAUUUAGUCCUGUCAUA